CUGUCACAAUAGUCUCACUCUCACCGCUUCUGUCACGCUCUGUCCUGUACACUUUUGCCAGAAUCAGAAGCAGCAUUAGCUACUUCACUUCAUGGUGUUUUCAAUUCCUUCCACAGUGAGUAGAUGCAUUCCCAUAAAUUGCACCAGUGCUUAACUCGUGGCCCAAAAUUAAUUCCCUUCAACAAAAGGGGGAGAAAUACCAAACCAACUGUUUUUGUCACGUUAAUUUGGUCAAAACUCAGCCCCUGAUAAUGACACUACUAAUUGGCGCCUUCCUCUUCACUUUAUUGGCACCUUCUUCAGCCCCGACCCCAACCCCAUACAUUCUCAGUCCAGCACGCUCCAUUUCUGCUUCUUCUGCUGCACUACUGUUUCUUGAAUCUGCUUUCCCUAGAUCUGAACUUUUUGGUAUUGGUGAUUCUCCACUUGAUCAUGGAAAAUUCAAAUCUAAUCCCAAAAAGGGUCAUGCCUCUUGGAUCUUUUAGCUUCUCAGAUUUGCUCGACAAUCUUUUCCCCUGAUGUUCAAGAACAAGAGCAGCCAGCAGUCAAAAUGCAGUAUUCAUAUGCCUCCAUUUUCUCAAGGUACUCAGAUUUUAACCUGUUGCUAAUUUUCUUAUCAUUCCUCUCCCUUAGUUUUCUCCAAGCAAGAUCAAGCGAUGCUGAGGCGCUUUUGGCCUUAAAAUCAUCAAUAGACCCAACCAACGUUCUUCAAUGGGGUAGAGAAUUUGUGCCUAAUGUAUGCUACUGGCAAGGAGUCAGAGAGUGCAAGAAUGGGAGGGUCACGAAGCUGGUGGUGGAGAGGCUAAAUUUAACAGGUAUAUUAGAAGAAAACAGCAUGAACCAAUUAGAUCAGCUUCGAGUUUUAAGCUUCAAAGACAACUCCAUUUCUGGCCAAAUCCCAAAUCUUUCCGGCCUAGUGAACCUCAAAUCGUUGUACCUCAACAACAACAACUUUUCCGGCAGCUUCCCGUCCUCCCUAUCGCUUCUGCACCGCCUCAAAGUGGUAGUUCUGGCCAACAACAAAAUAUCCGAUAACAUCCCGGAAUCACUACUCAGACUUCCAAAAUUGCAUGUACUCUAUUUAGAAAACAAUCUCUUAACCGGUGAAAUCCCUCCAUUCAAUCAAACUAGCUUGAAAUUCUUUAACGUCUCAAACAACAAUCUCUCCGGCGAAAUCCCGGCUCACUCUUCCUUGGUUUAUUUCAAUGAGUCCUCAUUUUCCAACAAUGUUGAUUUAUGCGGCGAACAAAUUCAUAAACAAUGUACUCCUUCCAAUACUCCUGGUCCCUCCAUUAGUCCUUCAUACCCAAUAAUCCCAAAAAGUCAAGAAAACCAUAGAAGGAAAAAGAAGCUUAUUUUGAUCCUUGUUCCCAGCAUUCUUGGUGGGAUUUUAUUAGUCUGUAUUAGUGUAGCAGCUUUGAUUGUUUGUUUUAAGGGUAGAGCUAAGAAGACAAAGGACAUCAAGAGUAAAAGCAUGGACGAAGGGGAGGGAGAAGCAGGGGGCAAUGGGGGUAGGGGUGAUGAUCAUCAUGAUGAUCUUGGAGGAGGGGGGAAACAAGGUGCAUUUUCAUGGGAUCAGGGCGGUGAAGGACUAGGGACUCUGGUGUUCUGCGGACCAGGGGAUCAGCAAAUGAAUUAUAGCUUGGAGGAUUUAUUGAAGGCAUCGGCGGAGACGUUGGGGAGAGGUACGAUAGGAAGCACGUACAAAGCUGUGAUGGAGUCCGGAUACAUCGUGACCGUUAAAAGGCUGAAGGAGGCUAGAUAUCCUAGGAUUGAGGAGUUUCGGAGACACGUGGAAGUUAUCGGACGGCUGAGGCACCCGAAUCUGGUCCCGCUUAGAGCUUAUUUCCAGGCUAAGGAGGAACGUCUGCUUGUAUAUGAUUAUUUCCCCAACGGCAGUCUCUUCUCGCUCAUCCACGGUACGCAGUUUUCGUCGGUCACUAAACUUCCA
Molecule: messenger RNA, 1951 nt
Organism: Coffea eugenioides
Lineage: Eukaryota; Viridiplantae; Streptophyta; Magnoliopsida; Gentianales; Rubiaceae
Product: inactive leucine-rich repeat receptor-like serine/threonine-protein kinase At1g60630
Exons: 2
Biological process (GO): protein phosphorylation
Molecular function (GO): protein kinase activity; ATP binding; protein binding
Source: RefSeq, a predicted model, not a curated record